CUCUUAGGCUACAGUAGUUGUUUUUGAAGACUCAGUCUUGAAUCUUGAAUCUUGAAUCAUGUCUGGCAGAGGCAAAGGCGGUAAAGUCAAGGGCAAGUCCAAGUCCCGUUCCUCUCGUGCUGGUCUGCAAUUCCCAGUGGGCCGUAUUCACCGUCUGUUGAGGAAAGGCAACUACGCUGAGAGAGUGGGUGCUGGCGCUCCCGUGUACUUGGCUGCCGUGCUCGAGUACUUGGCUGCCGAGGUUCUGGAAUUGGCAGGCAACGCUGCCCGUGACAACAAGAAGACAAGAAUCAUCCCCCGUCACCUCCAGCUGGCCAUCCGCAAUGACGAGGAGUUGAACAAACUUCUGUCCGGUGUGACGAUCGCACAGGGUGGAGUGCUGCCCAACAUCCAGGCUGUUCUGCUGCCCAAGAAGUCGCAGAAGGCUGCCGGCAAGAGUUAAAUUCGUCCAUCCCCGCCCGGUGACCGUCCCCCAAAUGUCCUUUUUAGGACAACA
Messenger RNA from Aplysia californica (California sea hare), 496 nucleotides. RefSeq names its product histone H2A-like. Gene Ontology annotation, molecular function: structural constituent of chromatin; DNA binding; protein heterodimerization activity. Gene Ontology annotation, cellular component: nucleosome. The transcript has a single exon. Bases 59 to 442 code for a protein of 127 amino acids. NCBI's taxonomy places the organism in Eukaryota, Metazoa, Mollusca, Gastropoda, Aplysiida, Aplysiidae. The record is from RefSeq and is marked provisional.